AGCGAGAACACGCGGCUGGCCACCCGCUACGCCGUGCGCAUCUUCCGCGAGUACCUGAGCGAGAAGGCGCAGAGCCCCGACUUCGAGACCAUGGACAAGGGGGCGCUGUGCCGGGUGCUGCGCUCCUUCUACGCCGAGGCGCGCUCCAAGAGCGGACAGCUCUACUCCAAGUCGUCCCUCAUCAGCAUCCGCAGUUCCCUCAACCGCUACCUCAACGAGCCGCCCUACUGCCGCACCCUCGACCUCACCAAGGACCCCGAGCUGCGCGCCGCCAACCUGACGCUGGCCGCCGUCAUCCGCAAGCUGGAGGAGCAGGGUGCGGGGCCAGUGGUGCAGAAGCAGGCCAUCACCCGCGCGGACCUCCGCAAGCUCUACACCUGCAGCGUCUUCAGCACGCAGAGCCCUUUCGGGCUCCUCAACAAGGUCUGGUUCGAGACCUGCAUGUACUUCUGCACGCGGGGCCGGGAGAACCAGCGGGAGCUGGAGGAGGACUCCUUUGGGCUGGCGGUGGACGAGGACGGCCGCAAGUUCGUCUACUUCAAAGCGCUGGGGCCCUACCACAAGUCGCGCUCGUCCUCCUGGAGCAAGAAGCGAGCGGAGAGCAGUGACGAGGAGAACCUGCCCCGCAUGUACGAGACUGGCACCGAGUUCUGCCCCUACGCCAGCUUCGUCAAGUACCUCUCCAAGCGUAACCCCCUGUGCAAAGCCUUCUUCCAGCGCCCGCGGGACCACUGCAGUGAGGGCGACGUCACCUGGUACGAGAACAAGGCCAUCGGCAAGAACCUGCUGGGCACCCGCAUGCAGAUGCUCUCCAAGGCCGCCAAGCUCUCCAAAACAUACACCAACCACUGCAUCGGCGCCGUCUCCAUUGCCACCCUCAACAGCAUCGCCGGCAUCGGCACCAAGCUGGGGGGCCGCCGCCGCCCCAUCACCACCCUGCUCCCCAUCACCACCACCACCACCACCACCACCUCCUCCACCACCCCGCUGGCGGGACCUGCUAUGCCUCCGCCGCCCUCAACGGUGGGCCGAGGCCCCGGCCGCCCACCGCCAACCCGUAUGUGCUGCCCAAAGACGGCGACGCUGCGCCGGUGAAGGCGGAAGCGGCCGCGGUGGCCCCGGCCAAGCGA
Meleagris gallopavo (turkey) is the source of this 1130-nucleotide messenger RNA. Lineage: Eukaryota; Metazoa; Chordata; Aves; Galliformes; Phasianidae. The record is from RefSeq and is a predicted model, not a curated record.